This is a messenger RNA of Vicia villosa (hairy vetch), 1089 nucleotides long. Its product is annotated as nuclear transcription factor Y subunit B-10-like. Gene Ontology annotation, cellular component: CCAAT-binding factor complex; nucleus. Lineage: Eukaryota; Viridiplantae; Streptophyta; Magnoliopsida; Fabales; Fabaceae. Gene Ontology annotation, biological process: regulation of transcription by RNA polymerase II. The transcript has 7 exons. The record is from RefSeq and is a predicted model, not a curated record. Bases 215 to 730 code for a protein of 171 amino acids. Gene Ontology annotation, molecular function: RNA polymerase II cis-regulatory region sequence-specific DNA binding; protein heterodimerization activity; DNA-binding transcription activator activity, RNA polymerase II-specific.
UAAAAAUAAAAAAACAGAAGAAGAUAAAAAGCAAACUCUUCGAGUGUUGUGUUGUGUUUUUUGCAAUAAUAAAAGAAAACGAACGGUGGUGAUAUCCCUCGUUCUGCAAUCUCAAUCGCUCCUCCCUCCUCUCUUUUCCAGCGUCCGAUUCCUUCUCCAUUAUCACCGAUCUUACACACUCUCGCGCCAAAUACAAAUUCAGGGUUCCGACGAUAUGUCCGACGCUCCGGCGAGUCCUGGCGGUGGAAGCCACGAGAGCGGCGAGCACAGUCCCCGUUCUAACAUCCGCGAGCAAGAUAGGUUUCUUCCUAUUGCCAACAUCAGCCGCAUCAUGAAGAAAGCUCUCCCUGCUAAUGGCAAAAUCGCGAAAGAUGCUAAAGAGACCGUUCAGGAAUGCGUCUCUGAGUUCAUCAGCUUCAUUACCAGCGAGGCCUCUGAUAAGUGUCAGAGAGAGAAGAGGAAGACUAUUAACGGCGAUGAUUUGCUUUGGGCGAUGGCGACGCUAGGGUUCGAGGAUUAUAUUGAUCCUCUUAAGAUUUACCUUACGAGAUACAGAGAGAUGGAGGGUGAUACUAAGGGCUCUGGCAAAGGUGGAGAUUCGUCUGCUAAGAAAGAUCUUCAACAAGGUUCUAAUCCUCAGCUUGUUCAUCAAGGUUCUUUCUCACAAGGUGUUUCUUACACAAAUUCUCAGGGUCAACAUAUGAUGGUUCCUAUGCAAGGCCCAGAGUAGGUAACAAGCCAAUUGACCUUCUUUCAAGGGUUGUCUGCUGUGCUGGUAGAGCUUUACAAACUGCUCUCGGCAUUAUUCGAGUGUAUUUUAUGUUAAGUAAUACAACAUAAGGCACAUUAGUUCUUGUGUCCUGAUUUUUUUUUAUUUUUAAAUUAAGGUUUGUAUAUUAUGUCUGGAUUAAAAUUAUUAUUUCAAAGUUACAUUUGUAAUUUUAAGGGCUGGAGCCAUGUUGGUCUUAUUCCUUCUGGCGGCUUGGCAAAUGUUGAAAAAUUUAGGAAAUCUGAUUGUAUGCAUAAAUUGGGGUUUUUUAAAACCUUAUAUGGUGUACAAUAAUGGAUGAAGACGGUUGAGUUUUUGAA